Laccaria bicolor S238N-H82 is the source of this 483-nucleotide messenger RNA. RefSeq lists its product as uncharacterized. NCBI's taxonomy places the organism in Eukaryota, Fungi, Basidiomycota, Agaricomycetes, Agaricales, Hydnangiaceae. Bases 1 to 483 code for a protein of 160 amino acids. The transcript has 4 exons. The record is from RefSeq and is a predicted model, not a curated record.
AUGAGCACCAGUACUAGUAUGGCGUACCCGAGCUCCUCUUCAAGCCACCAAGCUUCUACUGAGAUGCAGCCUGAGGUGGACCGCGCAUUGGCUGGGUCGUACAUCCACCUGAUUCCUGGCCAACUCACCCAUCCUUCCCUCCCAAAGCCAACCAUUUUUCCUUUUCCCCCACGUUCACCCUCUCAUGCAGUCCAACGGAGAAUGUGUUCGCUACCCAGAUCCGAACGGGUCCAUCAUAUCCCGUUCCAGCCGCUGAUGACUAUGAAGAUUCCCUUUACGAUUCCUCUGACGACGAAGACCAGCCCAUUCACCCUCUCGCACUCGCAGGUGCCAAGUCCAAGAAAAAGGCGUACAAUUUCUGCUGCACUUGCAGCAAUGGGGAAUGGCGGAUGUGGAUUAUGUUGUGUGGUUACAACUCGAGAGCUUGCCAAUGUAAUGUUUGUAGACCAUGUGAUGGCCGAUGAAGUAGAAAAUAUAUUAUAG